CUUACUUUUGGCUGUUCACAUAUUGUGUGUGUGUUACCAAUAAUUUAUAUAUAGUGGUAAAGUUGUGCUUUUUGUUUAUUAGUGAAUAGUUUAACCACUGUAAGAACAAAUUCAAAUGGUAAUUUUAGAGCUGGAUGAAAAUUAAAGCCUAGGUACUGUACUGGUAUUGCAAAUUAUAUAACAGCUGGAUGAGUGGUGUAAAUCAGAUGAGUUUGUGGCUUACAAAAAAAUCAUUUUUUAAAUUGUAGUAGCAGUAUUUUAGUAUUUAAUUAUCGUGUCCAUCAAUAUGAAAAUUAUCAGCACAGCAUUGUUACCUAAAACAAGUGUAAGUAAAAAAAUAUGCCUAAGUUUUGAUAUAAAUCAAAUUUCAAUUUUAAUUGUUAGAACUGUAAUUGUAACUUUAAAUUAAAAAGACAUUGAUUAGAUGCUUAUAUAGUAUAGAAAUAGUAAAAGACACAUUUAUAUACCUGGCAAUGCCAUCUUCAACAAUUGGGUCAUACAAAUAGCAAUAUCGAUUUUGGAACGACAUAAAAUAUAUUUUAUCGACUGCAUUCAAUUGAUUAGAGCGAGAUAAAUACUUUAUGCCCUUAUACUUUUUUUUGUAAAAUUCUGUUGGUACAUUCCUUGCACUUGUAUUGAUAUUAUUACCCCUUGCAUACAAAAAUUUAAUUAAAGAAAUAAAACGGCGAUAACUAAAUUAUUUAAUUAGUUUUAUUUUUAACUUUUAUUACAAUAUAACUUAAACUAAAAGAAUUCCAUUAAAGAUGACCUAGAAAGAUAAAGAAAUCCCAAGAACGAAAGGAAAUACUGGAACUAGUGGCACUAAGAAUAGGAGUAACUUUUAACUAAAGACUUCACCUCCUUAUCAGAGUGUCUCAUGAAUCUGUAUAGUCUUAUGAGAAUUAUCUGACUAAAAUAAACACUUUUUAAGCCAAAUAAUAUAGUCCUUGUGAAACACAUAUUAUAAGUAUAAAUCUAAAGAACUUACCAACCACUAAAUGAGUUUGUAUUGUAAAUGGGAUGAGACACUUAAAAUAUAUUUUCAUCCAGCGUUGAUUGUAUCUUCUGUAGUACAAGUUAAUAUUCAUAUUGUUAGCUAUUUAGAGAAGCAGUACACAGUGACUUGUGUGAAUUUUUUGUUUGUUCUGUUGACAUUAUUUUCACCAUUCACUUCUUUGUCCUCAUCUCCAAAGAAAGCUAUUGAGCUGGUCACUAAGGCAACCGAAGAGGACAAAAAGAAAAAUUAUGAAGAAGCUCUGAAGUGCUAUGAACAUGCUGUGGAGUAUUUUCUUCAUGCAAUCAAAUGUAAGAAUAAUUUUGUUUGUAAUUUUUGUCAAUAGAAAAGUAGAUUUCAUUUAUCACGUAAAGCUGUAUCAUCAUGUAAAACUGGUGAACAUAUUUUAAAAAAAUAUUAUCCAAAAGUAAUAGUAUCUUUACCACUUUCUCUGGUGAACAUAUUUUAAAAAAAUAUUAUCCAAAAGUAAUAGUAUCUUUACCACUUUCUCACAACAAACAAUUCUUUGUGCUUUUCAGAUGAAGCAACAAGUGAUAAAGCUAAAGAGAGUAUCAGAAGCAAAUGUGUACAAUAUUUAGACAGAGCUGAGAAACUAAAACAGUAUCUAAAUAAAAAAGAUAAAAAAAGACCAGUCUUAGAUGGAGGAAAUGGAAAAAAAACUUCACCAGAGUAAGAUUUGUAGAUUCACUUAUCUUAUUGUUAACUAAAUUUUAUCUCACAGACUUCUAUGUAUAUUUCAAAAAGUUUUCUAGUGAGCAAUUUGCUUAAAAAAAGCUUUCAGCAAAUCAAUUUUGUCUUCCUUAUGAACAACUCAGUUUUAAAAUAUUAUCUUGUGUGCAGUGAGAAAUCAAGUGAUGAUGAUGAUGAUGAAAAAGAUCCGGACAAGAAAAAAUUUGAAACUCAGUUAACAGGUAUGAGAUUAUUUAACACAAUUAAACUUAUUGUGUAUCAUUCAUCCAUUCAACUGCCAUUGUGCAUCAGAUGAAUUCCAUUAUUUGUUAGUGCCAAAGUGCAUUUCAAAUUAUUAGCCUCUCCCUUGACAUAGUUGUAGUUUGUUUUUUUUAAAAAAAGAACAUUUUGACUUAGUCUAAUUUUUUUUGAAGAGAUAAAUAUGAUUCUGAAACUUAAGUCCAAAAUUUUAAUAUGGUCAUUGCUGUAUGAGCAGCUAGGUUUAUAUUGGGUAUUCACCACACCUGUUUCAUGACAAUUGAGAGACAUCUUGAUAUUUUCACUUAUCUCAUUCCUGGCAACAGUGAUACUUCUUUCGUACUUAAUUUAUAGUUCGAUAAAAAGGGAAGUAACUCCCUUUUCCCAUUGAUUUACAUUUGGAGGAUAUUUUUUAGCUGCUAAAUAUUAAUUAAUAUUAAGGAAUAAGUGAUAAAUACCAUCAGAAAUAAUUAGGUUAUAAAAAUAUAUAACAUAACAGCGAACAAUAUGGAAUAUAGGGAAAAAAAUAAAUAUAUUUUUAGCACUUUGAAUGAACAUUUGGUAGAUAUAGACGUAUCAUAGUCAAGCUCACAUUGAUUGAAAGUGAAACAAGAUAGAAACUUAAAUUAUUGAAAUCACGCCAUCACCAGAAGUCUUGAGGGAUGCCUCGGACCCGAACCCCCUCACCCCCACCACCACCAAGGAUGCAUUAAGGGGAUCUGUUUACUAUUACGAUUUUGGCGUAAAAUUUUUUGAGGUGUAUACAAUAUAUAUACUGAAUUUUUUUUUUUUACUAUAAAUGUAAGGUAUUGAAUGAUUUUGUGAUGAUAUUGUAUGAUUUUAAAGUUUGAGGGUAAGUCGCAACAAUCUGGAAUGGGUUAAAGCUUCCAUGAUACAUUUAUUUGUAGAUUUUGAGGGAAGGUUUUAACUUCAACUCCUGUUGAAAAUAAUUUAAUUUUUAAAUCCAUCUCUUAGGUGCUAUUGUGAUGGAAAGUCCAAACGUUAAAUGGAGCGAUGUUGCUGGUCUGGAAGUUGCAAAGGAAUCACUGAAGGAGGCUGUUAUAUUACCUGUCAAAUUCCCUCAUCUUUUUACUGGUGUGUAAGCGUAAAAAUUCUUUGACAAAUACGCAAAUGAAGGUGUUUUUUUUCCUACAUGUUCUUAAUUAUUUGUGCAAAGAAUUUUUGGCCUGUUAUCUUAUAAUAGCCUAGGCCAGGGGUAGGCAAACUUUUUAUGCAUAUUUUUAUUGGCUGCGUCUAUUCGUACCCAGGUACCAGAAGUGAGAGGUUGGGAUUAAAAACUAUUUAAAAUUUUAUUGUUGGGUUUGUAAGACAAAAUGAGGUAUCAAGUGAAAGAUAAUUGAAUGGACUAUGGUUUGUAAACUAAUUCUUCAGUUUAACUAAAAUAAACUACCACAAAUGACAUCCAAAUAGGGCUGAGUCAAAACAGACCUAGACACGCUGCGUCGCCAUUCGCACCCGGGUACCAUUAGACUCAAGCUAUUCGGAUGUUAUUUGUGGUAGUCCAUCCAAUUAUCUUUCAUUUUUUAAUCCCAACAUCUCACUUCUAGUACCCGGGUAUGAAUUGCCACUUCGAUUUUAAUAUUAAAAUCGGUAAAUUCGCAUUUUAGCAUUACAUGAAAAAAGUCAAGGACUGUUUAAAAAAAUAGAAAAUUAGAAAGAAAGUUGAUCAAAAAUGUUAAACUGCCCACCCUUGGCCUAGGCAACUUCAAUAUGGGUAUACCAUUUAAGUCCACUCAAAUGUAAAGAAAAUGUGUUUACAUUUUUGGUUAUAUCUAUAUAUUUGCUUGGUGCACAGCUUGUUUAAAUGUUCUUAUGCUCUAAAGGUUAAGUUUUGUUUCAUUCCUUGUUUAAGUUGACCAGCUAAAUAACUUAUUUUAAAGUUAAAUAAAUUGUUGCUUUGUUUCAGGAAAUCGAAAACCUUGGCGAGGGAUCCUUCUAUUUGGGGUAAGCUUUUUAAAUAAUUACUUUUAUAUCAGGUUUACUAUAACAUCUAUAACAUCUAAUAUAUUUUCUUAGCUAGAAUGGGAAAAUGAUAAUGAUUUUACUGUGAUAAACAAGCUCUAGGAAAUAAGUUCCAGCUUUCUCAUUAGUUUUAUUUUAUGCGAUCAAAAGUGUUGGGGUUUCACUUAUUUGAAUUAAAAUAUUUUUUGUUGGUUGCUUUUAAAAAUUGUGUAUUUCUUUAGGUUUAGCUUUUUAGGGAACAAAUGAAUUUGUCCAUUUUCAGCCACCAGGAACUGGAAAAUCCUACUUAGCUAAAGCUGUUGCUACAGAAGCUAACAACUCCAAGUUUUUUACAGUCUCCUCUGCUGAUCUUGUGUCUAAAUGGCUGGGUGAGAGUGAAAAGUAAGUGCCUGUGAAGGAGUAUCUUAAAUCAACCAUGAAUGACCAUACCAAUGAUUUGGAAUUAAUUAUAUAAAUAAAUAGGUAUAUAGAUUAAAAUUGUCUAAUUUAAGGACAGGCCUUUAGAAAAUGUGUGCAUUGAUUUGUGAACUCUAAAGAAUCCAGUAAAAUGUCCCAAUGAGUUUCUAAUUUCCUUUUAUAAAAACAUCUCAGGGAAUAUUUUGAAUCGUUGGCAUUUCCUUAGGUGGUGACCGUUUGACUUGCUGAAGAACUUAUUUUUUUAAAGUGGUUGGCGGCUGGUCUGAUUAAGCUUUAAUAGUUGUUUUAUAUUUCAUUAAUUUAAGUCUCCUCAGUGAGCAUAAUGUAAAUGUACACGUUCAUCUGUUUUUCAGAUUAGUAAAGACACUUUUCCAGUUGGCCAGAGAACAUAAACCUUCAAUUAUCUUCAUAGAUGAGGUCGAUGCCCUGUGUGGGUCCAGGAGUGAGAAUGAGUCUGAGUCCGCCAGGCGCAUCAAGACUGAAUUCCUCGUCCAGAUGCAGGGUGUGGGCAACGACAAUGAUGGUAUCCUAGUCCUCGGAGCUACAAAUAUACCCUGGUGUUUAGACUCUGCCAUCAGGAGAAGGUGAGACCCACUGCAGCUAGGAGUAUGAACACAGAUUUAAAGGUUGAUACCUAUAUGAUGGUUUUACUGAAAGUGUUUACGGUGUAUCCAAUUACAAGAUAGCAAAUUGUAUGCUUAUGAUGCCAUAUGAUGUUUUGUUCAUCAAGAUUUAAUAAGCAAUAUCAGGCCAAUCGUAUUUGUCAUAAUUGUUUUACUUUGCUGACAGAUUCGAAAAAAGGAUCUAUAUCCCACUGCCAGAAGCCCCGGCGAGAUCAGAUAUUUUCAAACUGAACCUGGGCACAACACCGCAUUCCCUGACUGAUGAAGAUUUCAAAGAACUAGGGGUGAGAACGGAGCGGUGAGUACAGUAGCUUUGGCCACGAACAUACAUAUUUAACAAGUAGGGUAUUUUAAUGUUUUAUUUACUUUGUAACAGCUUGUUCCAGUUACAGAAAUGUUUAGGGGUACAUUUUAUUUAAUUUGUAACAGCUUGUUCCAGUUACAGAAAUGUUUAGGGGUACAUUUUAUUUAAUUUGUAACAGCUUGUUCCAGUUACAGAAAUGUUUAGGGGUACAUUUUAUUUAAUUUGUAACAGCUUGUUCCAGUUACAGAAAUGUUUAGGGGUACAUUUUAUUUAAUUUGUAACAGCUUGUUCCAGUUACAGAAAUGUUUAGGGGUACAUUUUAUUUAAUUUGUAACAGCUUGUUCCAGUUACAGAAAUGUUUAGGGAUACAUUUUAUUUAAUUUGUAACAGCUUGUUCCAGUUACAGAAAUGUUUAGGGGUACAUUUUAUUUACUUUGUAACAGCUUGUUCCAGUUACAGAAAUGUUUAGGGAUACAUUUUAUUUAAUUUGUAACAGCUUGUUCCAGUUACAGAAAUGUUUAGGGAUACAUUUUAUUUAAUUUGUAACAGCUUGUUCCAGUUACAGAAAUGUUUAGGGGUACAUUUUAUUUAAUUUGUAACAGCUUGUUCCAGUUACAGAAAUGUUUAGGGAUACAUUUUAUUUAAUUUGUAACAGCUUGUUCCAGUUACAGAAAUGUUUAGGGGUACAUUUUAUUUAAUUUGUAACAGCUUGUUCCAGUUACAGAAAUGUUUAGGGGUACAUUUUAUUUAAUUUGUAACAGCUUGUUCCAGUUACAGAAAUGUUUAGGGGUACAUUUUAUUUAAUUUGUAACAGCUUGUUCCAGUUACAGAAAUGUUUAGGGGUACAUUUUAUUUAAUUUGUAACAGCUUGUUCCAGUUACAGAAAUGUUUAGGGGUACAUUUUAUUUAAUUUGUAACAGCUUGUUCCAGUUACAGAAAUGUUUAGGGGUACAUUUUAUUUAAUUUGUAACAGCUUGUUCCAGUUACAGAAAUGUUUAGGGGUACAUUUUAUUUAAUUUGUAACAGCUUGUUCCAGUUACAGAAAUGUUUAGGGGUACAUUUUAUUUAAUUUGUAACAGCUUGUUCCAGUUACAGAAAUGUUUAGGGGUACAUUUUAUUUAAUUUGUAACAGCUUGUUCCAGUUACAGAAAUGUUUAGGGGUACAUUUUAUUUAAUUUGUAACAGCUUGUUCCAGUUACAGAAAUGUUUAGGGGUACAUUUUAUUUAAUUUGUAACAGCUUGUUCCAGUUACAGAAAUGUUUAGGGGUACAUUUUAUUUAAUUUGUAACAGCUUGUUCCAGUUACAGAAAUGUUUAGGGGUACAUUUUAUUUAAUUUGUAACAGCUUGUUCCAGUUACAGAAAUGUUUAGGGGUACAUUUUAUUUAAUUUGUAACAGCUUGUUCCAGUUACAGAAAUGUUUAGGGGUACAUUUUAUUUAAUUUGUAACAGCUUGUUCCAGUUACAGAAAUGUUUAGGGGUACAUUUUAUUUAAUUUGUAACAGCUUGUUCCAGUUACAGAAAUGUUUAGGGGUACAUUUUAUUUAAUUUGUAACAGCUUGUUCCAGUUACAGAAAUGUUUAGGGAUACAUUUUAUUUAAUUUGUAACAGCUUGUUCCAGUUACAGAAAUGUUUAGGGAUACAUUUUAUUUAUCCCUGAAAGGAUAUUCAUUACAUGAAUGCGUUGAUAAUUUAAUUCCUCACUGUAAAGAUGGGACCUUCAACUCUCCAGAGAGCCCCGUCCCUGCAGGAAGAAGAAGAAGAUAUUCAUAACAAUAAUACAUGUAGUACAUACACAGGUUAAAGGAAAACCUGUCAGAAGGACAAUACAAAAAUUGGCCCAGAAGCCGUCAACAGCAAAACUUAGAGAUUAACAGGAAACGUAAAAUAUUAGAAAGAAAUAAACUUAAAUAAGAUAAUGUAAGAGGGAAAUAAAAUAUUACUAUAAAACAGGAAGGGCUGCAUAGGUUGGUGGAUAUGAGGCAAAUAUCGUUUAAAGAACACAGAAUGCAAAUUGGCUCUUGCUUUACCCAAAGAAUUUUGAAAACUCAGGGCCCUGCAUGUUGACCUUUGCCCUCCACUGACGAUAGCAAAUGAUUUUAAGCCUUGAGCAGUGUUUGAUUUCCAUUUCAGGUAUUCUGGUGCUGAUAUCAGUGUUGUCGUGAGAGAUGCUCUGAUGAUGCCUGUGAGAAAAGUUCAGACAGCCACACAUUUUAGAAGGGUAGGAAGGCACUUUGAAUAGUUUUUUGCAGCCUUACAUUAGGGGUAGCUGUCUUAUGUAUUUAUUUUGUUGAGCUUGAUGGUGCUAAGAAAGAAAUUAGAUAUAAUUGUAAUUGCUAAAAGAAAUUUGAUUGUUGUAACAGGUCCGAGGGCCAUGCAGAAAUAAUCCAAAUGUUAUAGUCGAUGACCUUUUGACCCCUUGCUCACCUGGUGCCCCUGGGGCUAUAGAGAUGAGUUGGAUGGAUGUGGCUAGUGAUAAGUUAUUGGAGCCCAUCGUUUCAAAGGUAUGUUGUUGUUUUUACCAGUUUAAAUAAAAUAUAUAGAGCCGAAUUUAUCAUAGGUUGGCAGUGUGUAGGUUUUGUCAUGACAGAGUUGUGUCCAACUUUGACAACGUCGGUGACACUCAUCCCCACUGUGAUAAACAAAAUGUGUAGGGCUUCUCUGACAAUACAACUAUGUCUAAAUAAAUAAAGCUUUCACCAAAGUUGGCAAUCCAUUUUCACCAACUCUUAUCUUGAGUCGAAAUAAUUAUGUUGAAACAAACUGUCUGCACAUGUGCUGUGGUGGCAAGUCUUUUUUUGGGUGUUACUUUGAUAUGUGUCAAUAAAAUACCCAAAACUGAUAGAAAAUGAAUCCGGCAAGAAGUAUAGAUGUUCUGUGAGUAAAUUGGAUAAGGAAUCAUAUUGUAUGAAUGUUAGAAAUCUUUGAGCUAAGGGGGACGAAUAUGACCUUGACCUUUCAACGGCGAGUACAAUUGUGCUACUGUUUAUUUUUCUUCAACCCACACCACACAGACUGUUGGGUCCUUUGGGAGAGGGCGUGGUUUUGACUUGAAGCAUAUAGAUGUACAUGGGAGGGGUAGAGUGAGGUGUCUAAAUAUUUUUAAAGGCUAUAGAAUAACACCACCACAUUUUGUAAUGAUCAUUCUAUUGAUGCCUAAUGUUUUCACAAGGAACUCGCUAGAUACAGUAAUAUUUAGCGUAUUCAUCCUAGUGAUAAAUUUAGUCAACGUUCACAUUUGUUUGCUUCAGUGCUGUAUGACAUAAUUUUUUAACAUUAUUAUUUCAUUCGGGUGAAUGGCGGUGAAUGCAAAAAUGAAGAAAACUACUGAUUUUUUUUGUUGAAAUACAUUCUCAACACUGCUCCGCACAGCAGCAUUAGAUUUUGAAAGCAGCUGCACAAUAGUAAUACACCUGCACUCCUCUUCCCUUCUCCCCAUACAGCUUACAGUAGUUAUUAGACUACCAUAUGUUCAUGGGAAAUACAAAUUUUUGACAAGUGUGGGAAAACUGUGGGCUGCCACGUUAACUAUUAUGGGAUGCCUCUUUAAAUAUUAUGGCCCGCCAGAUGUAUCAGUAUGAAAACUGAACUUAUUUCUUUAUUCUAGCUAUUACUUUCAUUUUUGGCAUAAACGCACAUUUGAAAUUUUUAUAUUUCAUUUUUUGUGACAUCAUUUCUGUGUACCCACCCCUUUUUGGACUGAUUAAAAAAAUUGAUUGCAUUAUUUAUUCAUUUAAAAAACAAUUUUACCACAAAUGAAAAGCAUUUAUAUGAACACUGCUAUAAACACUGCUCAGUAAGGGGUGCCUCAUUUUCCACAGGCAUUAUCAUUAAGUAAAGACAACUCAACUCUUCAAAAAUCUUUUUCAUAAAGAAAUAAUUCAAAUAAAUUAGGCUUAUGUUUGCAGGGUCAACAUCUAAGUCCUGCAAAUUGGUUUUAACAAAAAAAAAACAUUUCGGCUUUGACAAUUUCAGUUCAGCACAUGAAAUAUUUAUCUUAGGUCUCUAUAAAUGGGAAGUAAAUCUAAUUUUUUAGAGCUAUUGCCCCUCCCCCCCUUUAAGGAAAAAAAGUUCAGUUGAUCAAAGUAGAGAGCAGUUAUAUCGGCCGAAACAUCACAGAAGUAGCCAUAAUUACCCAUGUGACAGUGUGUGUGAAACAUUACAAAUGUAAAAAUAUCUUUUUUAAAGAACAAAAAACCCAGAAAAAACAAGAAGAAGAAGCACCUGUUAAAUUACUUAAAGUGUUAAUUACAAGUUUUAGCAUUGCAAUUUGAGUUCAUUCAUAAUUUAACAUUAAAAGUUUGUACUUAUCUAUCGCUGUGCAUUGAACUGAAAAUGGUUCAUUUGAGAUGGCAUCGGUGGGUUGUGGAGCGUGAGCUCUCAAUAUCCCCCCCUGAACACCCCCACACGGGCCGACGCCACCGCCAGACCGUGCGGAAGCACGCCGGGAACCUCUUCACUGGCCUGGGGGACGUCCGGUCGACUGAAAACGCUGCAUUGAAAGCGUUCGCGGUCCACUCUCCUUGGGACUGAACGACUUUGCUUCCUCUCCGGAGGAAAGGUGCUGCGUUACGUCCCCGCACCGUCCAGGUAGUUGUCCAGUGGGGACGUAAGUGGGGUCGAAACGGUCGCCCAGGAGCGGCUUUCUCGGGGGCCACUUAUUUAAAAUCAUCGGCGAGGGUUUUGACCGCCACCCAGACCUCAUAUCCAUUAACAGCAACAAGUAAUCAUGUUAUUGCCUUCCUCCCGUUACAUUGGGAGUCAUACAGGGGCCGGGGUUUUUUAGCUUCGGGAGGAUACCUCCCUACUAGUCUGCCACGCCACGAAGAGGCAAAACCCCAUGUGGAUGCCCCCAAGUCUCCUCGGGGAUGUUCCGCUUCCGCGGACAGUGUGUGUUGAACUCAAAGUUUCCAUAUCCUUCCAGGUUGACAUGUUAAUGGCCAUCAACAACUCCAAGCCAACGGUAAAUAGUGAGGAUCUGAAGAGACUACAAAAGUUCUCAGAUGAUUUCGGCAUGGAAGGCUGAUGAGUGUGAGCACAGCCCUUGACCACGAUGAUUCGACAUAAGCAAGCAUCUUGUUCCUGUUGUCCUACACAUUUUUUAAAAAUGUUGGUGUUUUUGUUUUUUUUAAACAAACAAUUGUGUUGUAAUUUAUUAACUAAAAUUGCCAUCAUGGGGCUGAAAAAGGGGGGAUAACCUACGUCAAUAGAAAAUGGAUUCCUUUGCUUGGGUGUCGGCCUCUAAGUAAAGGGGUAAAAAGUGGGAGGCAUUGUAGCUAGCCAUCAUAAUUUAAAAUGUAGAGGACAAAAUAUAAUUCAAUUUAGUUUCAAAGCCUUAUUCAGAUCAUGUCUAUUAAAUACAGUAACCCAAAAGGAUGAUACUAUUAUAAGGUUCACAGAGUUCUCAAGUUCGUUUCUAUUUAUUCAUUGUCUGUCAUUUAGAUGAUGAAAUAAAGUUUGAGAGGGUAGAAUUAGAAUAAACUUGAAAAACAUUAUGGUGACGUUCAUGGAUGGUGAACAGCUCAUUUAAAAGAAAUUAACUUAAAUUAUUUCUAACCUAUAUAAAGCCAAAGAAUGGUGUAGCUUUUUUUUUAUAUCUCAUAUUUAAAAGAAAAAAAAUUUUUCACUUCCAAUUUGUUUUUAUUUUUCAUCUAAAUAAUUUUUUGCAUCUGGUAACAGCUUUUAGCUGACAGCUUUAUUUUCUGAAGCUGCACCAUUCUUUCUGUUUUAUAUUAUAUCUGUUAAUUUGUGAUGAUUUUCAAUGUUAAAAGUAGAUUUGACGUAACAUUCAAGCAUAUCUGCUGUUGUAAUAUACGCAUACAUUAAUUACAAGCCCAUGAGGAAUAUAUAGAUCCAGUGAAUAUGUCGCUGGAGUGAGGAUGCUUGCUAUGUUUAGGGAACUCUUUGAUGAUGGUGUGUUAGAUUUUGUAACAUUAUUGCACACAUUAAACAAACAUAUUUUUACAAAAAUAAAAUAAUUUAACCAAAAUAAAGUCAUCUCAAAUUGUGGAACACAGAACUUAAAAGAAAAUCUUUAAAAAAAAACAAAAAAACAUUUAUUAUUAGAAUGUACUGAUAAUUUUUACUCGAACUCAAUUUACAACCAAAAAAAAAAAUUGUUUGGGGCAAGGGUACAGUCCUUUGUUGGAACCUAGAGCCAAGAAAGACAUUUAACACAUACAAUAUUUUUAAAAAUAUAUUUAUCGAUUUGCAAAAUAAAAAUACCAAACACAAAUUCCAUUUCUGUGUCAGUCGGUUGGUCUAUUCCGUGUCUAAUGAAGACUUAGGGAGCCUUAAUGUUAAAUUCACUCUGAAUACAGGCUGAUUGGUACAUCAUAUUAUUUUAACAAAGGAAAGCCAACAGCUAAGAAUUUUUUUUUUUAAAAGUCAUUGAUGCAAUGGCUGACUAGACCCAAUAUCUUCAUAUUGUUCCAUUGUGAAUUUUCAUUUUUUAUUGUUCUGACACUGAGAGUGUGUCUGUGAUAGUAAGAGAUUCUGUGUGUGUGUGUGAGAGUCAACAUUGAUGUGUGGGUCAGCUUGUCACAGUCUGUAGGGAAGUGUUUGUCAUGGGCUCUCAACGUGAGACGUACCACAACCUAAAUCCCAUCAUCAGCCAAUCAAAACUGAACAUGGUUUGUCCACAACACAGACCUUUUUUUAAACUUUGCUAACUGGUGUCACAACUACACACAUCAGAUUUUAGAAACUAGUGCAUUGCAAAUUAAUCAUGAAAUUUUUUUUGUUCAAAAACCAAUGACAUAGCACUCCUGUGCUAAAAGCCCUGGUUGACAUAAUAACUUGAAAGAAUCAGCCGUAUAUAUUUUUAUGUGAUACAAUCAAUACCAAUUUAAUUUUUUUCAAAGAAUCAAUUAAAGAAUAGAAUUGAUCACCCAAUACUUCACGUGACAUGUCUCAAUGUGAACCGCAUUUGAUUGAAAUUGCCGUUAUUAUUCUGAUAAUAAAGGAACUUCUUCUACUGCCCUGGUUUUAUUUGCUUGUGUCCUUGUUUUCAGUGCAUGCCUCAGCUUGUGUGUGUAUGUGUCAGACAGCAUUGUAUUCAAUCUUUAUGGCUAGAAGCAAUGUUGGCUUUUCUAUUUCUUUUCUUUUUAUGUUGUGUGUGGGGCUAUUAUUACGUCACAUCAUCGUAGUAACUCUCUAAACAGGCAAUUCAAUCUUUUUUUUUUUUUUUUCAAAAACGAUCUACGGGCAAAGUGGGGGGCUGAUAAUAUUUUAUAGGACUGAAUUUUUGGGAAUUAAGUUUUCCAUUACAUGAACUAACCAAAAUUUUCUUUUCUUUUUAUGUUGUGUGUGGGGCUAUUAUUACGUCACAUCAUCGUAGUAACUCUCUAAACAGGCAAUUCAAUCUUUUUUUUUUUUUUUUUCAAAAACGAUCUACGGGCAAAGUGGGGGACUGAUAAUAUUUUAUAGGACUGAAUUUUUGGGAAUUAAGUUUUCCAUUACAUGACCUAACCAAAAUAAUUAAAAGGUUUGUUGCCGAGUAACAUUGUCAUGAAAAGUAAUUAGGCUUUUGAUGUCUACUGUAAAUUUAUGAAAACCUGAAAAAUCUUCAUGUUUAGAGAGUUCAACCAUGACACGCAAACUUUGAGCACAUGAGCAAUUACAUGAAGUAAAAUCUAUGGAUUUCGGCUAAGCAUACAAUUUCACUUACAAAAGUAAGUGCACAUUUUUUGCAAUAUCCUGUGACAAGCUGGAUUUUUGCAUCAAUAAUUUUUUUAGCUAAGUACCGGGGUAGUUGUAAUUUUAUUCAUAUGAAAGGGUUGUAUGAGUUGAAGAAAAAUUGAAACCAUAAUUCUUUUAAAUCUAAUGUGCUGCUGUAACUCUUUGGAUGUGCACUGGCUCCAAUGUUCUUGCGUUAUCAUCGGUUCGGAGUGAGACAUCAGGAAAUGGUGAGAUCACAAGAUCUCGCUACCCCUGAAGUCCUGUGGCUUGAUACCCUCAAAGAUUGUAGAUGUAAGUCGUAACCUACCGGAAUGACCUGGAGAAAGCGUGUAUUUAAUCGAUUAAAGUAAAAAGUGCUGCAUAUUUUUUUUCCCUUUUAUUUAAGGGCUUAUUACUAAUUUUGUUUAAAUACUUCAAUUAAGACACAAUCCUUGCUAAAUAUUAAACAUGUUUAGAGCUUCUGCAGUUUUCUCAAAUUCUGCUUUUCAAAGUUUCAUUUGUGUUGUAUUUAUUUUUUUUUUACUUUCAUCAGGAGAACAAAAAAGGGAAAUAAUUGUAAAUAGAGUAUCAGUCAUAGCAUCAUUCAUCUAGCUUUUCCUCUAAGUGCAGCUCAGGAGUUGAGUCCCUUAUGUCUCCUCAUGGUGUGUUCUUGUGUCAUGGUGUGCCACUGUGUCAUGGUGUGCCACUGCAUCAUGCUGUGACACUGCAUCAUGGUGUGCCCUUGUCAUAUUGUGCCACUGCGUCAUGGUUACACUGUGUCAUGGUGUGACACUACAUCAUGGUGUGACACUGUGUCAUAUUGUGCGACUGUGUCAUGGUGUGACACUGCUUCAUGGUGUGAGACUGCAUCAUGGUGUGCCACUGCAUCAUGCUGUGACACUGCGUCAUGGUGUGCCACUGUCAUAUUGUGCCACUGCAUCAUGGUGU
Messenger RNA from Lymnaea stagnalis (great pond snail), 13874 nucleotides. NCBI's taxonomy places the organism in Eukaryota, Metazoa, Mollusca, Gastropoda, Lymnaeidae. The record is from the annotation of a GenBank genome assembly.